This is a messenger RNA of Trichomonas vaginalis G3, 630 nucleotides long. Its product is annotated as melanoma-associated antigen MAGE antigen family. The transcript has a single exon. The record is from RefSeq and is a predicted model, not a curated record. The coding region runs from base 1 to 630 and encodes 209 amino acids. NCBI's taxonomy places the organism in Eukaryota, Parabasalia, Trichomonadida, Trichomonadidae. Gene Ontology annotation, cellular component: nucleus.
AUGUCAUCAGAAGAUGAUGAUGCAGAAAGUAGAAAUAAGAUACAGGCUGGAAGGGUAGCACGGUUUUUCCUUUUUAAGAACCGCGAAAAGAUGUCAGUUAAAAAAGCUCAAGUAAAAGGAAUUUUAGAUAAAUCAAAUGAUGAAAAAAAUAGAGAAACAAACAUGAUCAAGACUGCUAGUCAGUACUUAAAUGACGCUCUAGGAUUAGACAUUGUAAGAUAUACAAAACCAAAUAAAAAAGUUCCUUCAGAUUAUUAUAUUAUCAGAAAAGAAGAAUAUCCAUCAGAAAUACAAAUACCUUUUUCAGAAGCUGAAAAAAGAGAAUUUGGCCUUCUUGCUUUUAUAUUUUUUGCAAUAUCUUUCAAUAAGCAUCCAAUAACACUCGAUAACAUUAUAAAAACUAUAGAAAAGUUUGAAAUGGAAGAAGCAGUAUCAGAACUAGGCAAAAUGCCAAACCUUCUCAAAAAAUGGACCAAAGAAGGAUAUCUUACAGAAGAGAAAUUACAGCCAGAACAGAAAUUAGAGUAUUCGUUUGGCCCACGCUUUGAACUUGAGAUUGGAAAAGAACGUCUGGCAGUUUUGAUGAGAUCUAUUAUUCAAAAGCAUAAUGUUGUAGAAGGAGAAGAGUGA